CACGAAUUGCGUGAUCAGAGGCGUCUUCGAUGGUAUGGUGCGCAUGUUCCUGUCGAGAAAGGGCAAGAAAGCAAAACAAAUAGUUGUCUGCACGCUAAAUAUUGGCACCCUCACUGGACCGAGGAACUUGCAAGAGUCCUUCGGCAAAGGCUCAUUGAUAUGUGCGCUCUACAAGAAAUCCGAUGUUCUAGUCGCAAAAGCUGCGACAUACAAUGCAAACGUGGUAAGAAUGGGUUUCUUCUCUACUUUGGUAGCUCACAUACUCAAUUGCCAUCUCAGAGUGUUUCCGUGAUACCAUUAAAGAAAUCGAACGAUUUGAUGAUCGGCUCAUGAAGCUCACCAUUAUAUCAGCUGAUCUCACUAUUUCUUUUUCACCGCGUGGGCACCACAGACAGGUCGACUUGAGGAAAAACGCAGGAGAAAAAUCCAUUUCUUAAAAGUAAUGAAAAAUGCCUCAAAUUGCACUUCAUCCAUGUAUGGAUCUUAGAUACUUUGAUCACCAGUCCAACUAAAUAGAAUUUUAAAAGAUCUAAAUAGCACUGAGUAAGAUAAUUAGAGCCUCAGAAAAACAGGGACAAAUUAGGCCAGAAGAUAUAGUUGCAAUGCGUCAUCCCCAGAACUCCAAUACGAUUCCUACGUGACUACUAUAAGAAAAACACAUCAGAUUUGUGUUCUGUUGUUGAGAGUUGCCCGGUAUCUUGGCGUUCCAAGAGUGAUAAUGGAGGUGAAAAUGCGGCUAUGAGUGCCGCAGUGCAGUUACCAUCCGACUACAUCAGUUGCAUUGAUGACAGAAGUUCAGGUUGCUUUUCUGGUAGUGAAUACUCAUAUAUGUCUGCUCGACGUGAAGCGAUAGAACCUGCCCGUCAACAAGGGACAUUUUAUCGGGAUAAUUGGAGGAAUAGACGGUUUAUUCCUCCACGUAUUAUGAGGCUACGUAAAUUGGGUUUGAGAAUAUAAAUUGUUAUCUUUGAUUAAGUAUGAAAAAAUGUACCUCUGGAAUUGAAUGUGUGUGAAUGUUACUGAAUAAAUAAAUUAGUUCAGUAAAACAAAACCCUUUUGCUAUUUUCUAUGGAUUUGCUCUUGGCAACUCAAGACCAUUCUUUUUCAGCAGUCUUUCAGUCAAUUUGAGGACUGUUAAUUAAUUGACCAUUGCCGUCUCAUGUGUGGCUUUUCUAGUGUAAUCGUGGAAUUGGUUCAGUUUCGGAACAGCGUUUCUGAGCAGACGGAGCAUGCCGAAGUCGCUUAACCCUCCACCACGGCGAGCCGAACAUUCUCCCCGUACACCAUCUCACGAGGCAGACGAAAGGCAAAAACUUCUUAAACUUCAAAUUGACUCUAACGAGUGGGCAGUCCUCGCAUGUCCUCGGCCUAGACUUACAUUAUAUACGCAAAGUACAGUGCUGUCAGACUGCGUGAGUCCGAAUACUGCACAGCAAACCUCUACGGCAUAAUAACAUCCUAGACGAAGUACUUCGCUAACUCUGGGGAUUCCUCAUGAACUACACCACAUGUGGUCUCUCAAACCAAGACAAAAUGGAAGACUGGUGGCGUGUUGCAAGGCUACGACCAAGUAUUCUUCACUGACGGAUCAAAUAUGGUUUGGGGAGUUGGGGGGAGGAGGAGGAGUUUUCUCGGACACACACAGGGGUCUCUCAAGAUUUGCCAGAAUAUUCCAAUUGGAAGUACUGGCGAUACUGGAAGCCUAUCGAUGGCUGGGGUAUGACUUGAGCUCAAAGCAUAACAUAGCCAUCCUGACUAGCAACCAAGUAACUAUUAAGGAUUUGUACUCAACGGCGACAUGUUUCUGGCAGGCGGUGCAGCGCAGAAACACCUCAAAUAAUCUGGGCGGCACGUUCAAGGUCAUCCUCCUCUGGGUUCCCGGUAAUAGGAACAUAAAGGGGAACGAGCGGGUUGAUGAAUUGGCCAGACAGGGCUCUGUUCUGGCAGUCCUUCAGUGGGAACAGUCUGUGCAACGACGGCAAUUGUUAAGAUGAAAUGUACUCGCACCACCUAGCGGCUCAUCAUGUGCAUCAAUUUGAGGACGAUUUAGACCAACAAAAUUGCGGAAGUCUGCACGGGGCACUGACCUAUGGGGACCAUGCCACCAGGCUCAGCAUGUUCUACAAUUCGCAUUGCCGAAGUUGCGAAGAAGAGGGAGAAACCCUCAGGAACUUCCUUUGCGACAAUCCAGUUCUAGAUGGAGCCAGGCUAUGGACAAUUCUUUAAGGACCUCGGAGAUAUCCCUAGCUGCGAGGUAGAAGAGCUGUUUCCCUUCAUGAAUGCUACGGACGGAGGCGACUGGAUUCUGACCCCCUGCUCUUACCACAUCAAUAACAUGGCUGCAAAUGGAGAUGCUAGUGAUGAAAAUAAGAAAUCAAAUGGAGUUGACGCUGGAAUUCAACUGAUAACUCAGGAGUUAUUUCAUGAUAUCCUGGAAAAACAGUUUGGAAAAUGCACUAUAAAAAAGUUUACUGUAACGCCUAGUUCAAGUGCAGGCGAAAAUUAUGCGUGCUUGAUGUAUCGAGUGACUAUUGAAGCUGAAAAGGAAGAUGGAACCGAAGAUUCAAUUAGAUACAUUAUUAAAAUGAUGCCACCCAACGAUCCACAUGCCCAAAUGAAAAAAAGUUUAGCCAUUUUCCCGAAAGAAGUUGAAAUGUAUGAGACAAUCGUCCCCAAAUUUAAGGAGAUUUUCCAAGAAAAUGGUGUCAACACAGCCUUCGCUCCGAAGUGUUGGAAGGUAGUAAAUGAUCCGGAAAUGUUAAUCAUGGAGGAUUUGGGAGCAAGAAACUUCACCAACAUAAAUCGCCUCAACGGAAUGGAUCUGGAACAUGCCAAAAUGGUUCUGUCGAAGCUGGCACAGUUCCAUGCUGCCUCGGUUUGCGUUUUAGAAAAAAAUGGCCCUUUCUCGAAGCAUAUUAUGUCCUCACUGAUUACUGAGGAAUCAUUUGAACUAUUCAAAGCAAUGCAGGUCAUGUUUUGGGGAAAUAUUGUGAAAAAUAUGAGAUUGUGGAAAACUUGUCAGGAGUAUGUGGAUCGGAUUGAAGGGAUGAUGGACAGGAUGGCAGAUAUCCAUAAGGAUAUGUAUGAUCCAAAACCGGACGAAUUCAAUGUGAUUUUACAUGGAGAUCUGUGGGCCAAUAAUAUAAUGUUUCAACAUGAUGAAAAAGGUCAUCCAAAGGAUAUUUUGUUUGUUGAUCUUCAAAUUUCAAGAUAUGGGUCUCCAGUGUAUGACUUGCUAUAUUUCAUUUUCUCGUCCACCGAAUAUUCAAUUAAAGUCAAGGAAUUUGAUUAUAUGAUCAAACAUUAUCACACAGAAUUGGUGAAAAAUUUGAAACUUCUCAAAUAUCCUAAGGAGCCACUGACGCUUAUAGAUCUGCAUAUUGCAAUUGUCAAGAAAGGCUUCAUGGGUGUUGCUGCUAGCUGUGGGGUUAUGCCCAUCGCGCUCCUAGACCCCAAUGAGGACGCCAGUAUGGAGAAUUUGAUGACAAAUGAUGAAUCUGGCAAUAAAUUUCAACAGGCCAUGUACCUAAAUCCGCGAUUUAUAAAGUCAUGCGAGUUAAUAUUUCCUUUUCUAGAAAAUAGAGGAGCUUUUGAUGUUUAGCAUUCGAAGAUAAGUAAUUUGAAAUGUUUUUUUUUUGUUAAUAAAGCUGGUGCUAUGAAAA
Hermetia illucens (black soldier fly) is the source of this 3662-nucleotide messenger RNA. RefSeq lists its product as uncharacterized. NCBI's taxonomy places the organism in Eukaryota, Metazoa, Arthropoda, Insecta, Diptera, Stratiomyidae. The transcript has 5 exons. The coding region runs from base 2198 to 3601 and encodes 467 amino acids. The record is from RefSeq and is a predicted model, not a curated record.